Molecule: messenger RNA, 2826 nt
Organism: Neodiprion fabricii
Lineage: Eukaryota; Metazoa; Arthropoda; Insecta; Hymenoptera; Diprionidae
Product: cytochrome P450 4C1-like
Exons: 10
Coding region: 261-1790 (509 amino acids)
Molecular function (GO): heme binding; iron ion binding; oxidoreductase activity, acting on paired donors, with incorporation or reduction of molecular oxygen
Source: RefSeq, a predicted model, not a curated record
UAGCGAUGUCCUAAGGGCGCUAUGCCAGUCUCAUUGCUAUCGUCUUUUCUAUCGGCGGCAGUUAAGUAUAAUAAUUUGCGCGAUUACAGAACAAAUUCUGUAUGAACAAUAAAUAAAUGUAAGGUAAAACUUCUACGGCGACGAUAAGGUGACACGCAUUGCGAAUAUUCCAAUUGUAGCGAGCGGAUGUAUUCGAUGAAAAUUCAGCCUGUGCUGCAGUGAAUUUUCAAUUUGGAGUGUAAAUUUUACGAUAAAGCGUGAUGAAUGAUUAUAUAAUUCUGUUAUUGACGACAUGGUUCGCCGUAGUUCUCGUGAAAGUGGCUAAAUGGCUUUACGAGUAUUACAGAUUUGCCAAUACCGUCAAUAAAAUUCCGGGACCAAAGGCUCAUCCUAUAGUGGGGAACGCGCUGAUGAUUAUAAAGGUCGAUCGCAAAGAUCGCUUGAAAUGGUUCCGUGACCUGUGCGAACAGUAUCAGAUGGAUGGAUUAUUCCGCAUUUGGCUUGGAACUAAAGCAAACAUUCAUUUUAUUUCGCCAGAAACUGUCAGCGUGAUUUUGCGCAGCAAGACGCUCAUUACGAAAUCAGACAUUUAUAGUUUCGUUCAACCGUGGCUGGGUACAGGACUGAUAACUUCUACAGGGGAAACGUGGCAUCAGCACAGAAAAUUGAUUACCCCAACCUUUCAUUACAAUAUAUUGGAGGAAUAUUCAGUGGUAAUGUUUGAGAAGACGGAAGUUUUGAAAAAAUGUAUCGAGACAGAGCUAAAGACGAAUCCAGAAGAACCGAUCGAUAUUCAUGCUUUUUCAUUGAAAUGUACACUGGAUAUAAUCUGUGAAGCAGCAAUGGGGGUCAACAUCAAUGCUCAAAUGGACGAAAAUUUGGAAUAUGCAACAGCCUUAAAUCGAAUCAGCGCCGAAGCUGUAGAACGGAAUUUCCGACCUUGGCUACAUAAUGACUGGUUCUACUAUCAGACUCAGCGUGGAAAAAAAUUCAAGCAUUUUGUAGAAACAGCGCACAAGUUUACAAAGAAGGUAAUAAGUGAAAAAAAGGCGGCCCAGAAAAUCCGUCAGCAAAAUAACUCCGAUGAAAACUACAAGUUCGAGAAACCAAAAUCACAGGCAUUUUUAGACCACUUGUUGGACGCGUGCGAACGUGAAAAGAUGCCACUCACCGACGACGAGUUGCGACAAGAAGUUGACACGUUUUUAUUCGCAGGUCACGAUACGUCGGCUGCGACUAUAAGUUGGGCGCUUUUCUGCAUCGGCAAUAAUCCGGAAGUCCAAGAAAAAAUCCACGAGGAGCAUUUGCGCAUAUUUGGGGACUCGAAGGAACCAGCGACGAUUCAACAAAUCAACGAACUCAGAUACCUUGAAAGGGUGAUAAAGGAAACACUGAGACUAUUUCCCGCUGUGCCAUCGGUGAGUCGAACCAUAACCGAAGACACGGAAAUAGCUGGAUACAAAGUGCUUAAGGGUAUCUACGCUCGCGUUCUGAUACACUACGUUCACCGGCAUCCGAACCAUUGGCCAAAUCCGGAUAAAUUCGAUCCGGACAGAUUUUUACCGGAGAAUUCUCAAGGGCGACAUCCGUACGCGUACAUACCCUUCAGUGCCGGACUCAGAAACUGUAUUGGACAAAAAUUCGCCAUUUUGGAGGAGAAGAUCGUCUUAACAGCAGUAUUGAGAGAAUGGUGGGUCAAGAGCGCUGUGAAAUAUGAGGAGAUCAAGUGUCACAGUGAAUUCAUACUCAGGCCACAGGACGGAAUCAAGAUCUACUUUAUCCGCAAGUAGUAGGGAUGAAUUUCACAACGAAUCUCCACAAACUGCAGUUGUUUGUAAAAAUAAAUAAUGCAUCUGGGAAAACAUGUUAUUCAUUUUCGUAUCAAAGUUUUCGAAAAUACGUACCAACUCUUACACGUAUAAUUCCACGCUUGGUACUUUAACGAAACUAAUUGGAUUCGUCAUAUUUAAAAAAUACCAAAUUCAUAUCGCGUUGGUAGGUGGAGCGAAUCGCCAAAAAUCCGUGACUGAAAACUAAAGUCUCCGUUCAACAGUAGCCUUUGCGCGUCGAUUACAGUCCCGGAUUUCAAUAGACGAAAAAGAUUCAUCCAGAAAUUCGAAAACCCGAACCUAGACACAAACGUUCCCGUAACUUUCGACAUAGAAUAGAAUGCAGCCCGAAAUACGGCCGUUGCCUGUGUAAAACAAAUAAAACCAGAGCCGGUAAGCCGAUAGAAGCAAUUUCUCUGAGCCGGGGUCAACGACCCGCCCAUCUUCAGAGAUUCCGCGAGGUUAGGUCUAACCUUUUCCCUCCGUGAUUCUCAGCCUCCACCUAAUACCAAAGCAACAUGGAAUAAGCGUCACAAUGUGUUUCAACAUCUCGUAUAUUUAUUUUUACAACGUAUAACGGCGCGCAAUUUAUUCGUAAAAAUAUUAUUCGGCUACACCGGAUGAGAUGAAAGCUGUAAAAAUAUAACAAAUUCAAACAUUGCUGGUCACUUUAUUUGGCCAGCGGUCUAGAUUUAACUCACAUAAUAUCAGCUAGAUAUAUGUAUAUGUGUAUACAUGUAUAUAAGUGGUUCGCUUAAUGCGAGUGAAAGCCCCAUGACCUGUAUAACCCGCAGAGCAACGUGCACGAUAAUUUUUUUCUCUCUAUUUUAGUGUACCAUACAUAACUUUCUGGUUAAAUGCUUUUUCCAAUUUCAUAUCCAGGCGCAAUUUCCGCGAAUGCUGUUAUUGAUUUCAAAUGGCUGUGGAACGGGUCGAGAGUUACAUCGGGACCGGAGUCACCCCUGGUUAUUACUAAAGCUUUUCAUGCCACGUAAAA